This is a messenger RNA of Neltuma alba, 444 nucleotides long. Its product is annotated as copper transporter 6-like. Gene Ontology annotation, molecular function: copper ion transmembrane transporter activity. The coding region runs from base 1 to 444 and encodes 147 amino acids. Gene Ontology annotation, cellular component: plasma membrane. Lineage: Eukaryota; Viridiplantae; Streptophyta; Magnoliopsida; Fabales; Fabaceae. The transcript has a single exon. The record is from RefSeq and is a predicted model, not a curated record. Gene Ontology annotation, biological process: copper ion transmembrane transport.
AUGGAUCACGUGCACAUGUCCAUGAAAAGCAGCAAGAAGAUGAAUAUGCACAUGGUGAGCUUUUAUUGGGGAAAAGAUGCCACAGUCCUUUUCUCUGGCUGGCCAAACCACAGCCUCGGCAUUUACAUAUUAGCUAUCUUCCUCACCUUCCUCCUAGCUCUGCUUUGUGAGCUUUUCUCUAAAAAACCAACCCUAGAACCAGGGACUAGCCAUCUCCUUGGAGGGUUGUCCCACUCUGUUUUCUACUUCUUUCAUAUUGGCUUCCAUUAUUUGGUGAUGCUUGCUGUUAUGUCCUUCAACUUUGGCAUCUUCAUCGCUGCUAUAGUUGGCCACACCCUUGGCUUCCUUAUCUUCAAGUAUCGAGCUAUUCACUGCACCAACAAGGCAACAAGGACCCCGGCGUAUGAUGAAAGACUAUUUAGGGCAGAAAACUUCUACAAAUAG